Aphanomyces astaci is the source of this 234-nucleotide messenger RNA. RefSeq lists its product as hypothetical. The coding region runs from base 1 to 234 and encodes 77 amino acids. NCBI's taxonomy places the organism in Eukaryota, Oomycota, Saprolegniomycetes, Saprolegniales, Verrucalvaceae. The record is from RefSeq and is a predicted model, not a curated record. The transcript is spliced from 2 exons.
AUGACUGUGUCUGCGAUGGGGUACCCCAGUUGGUGGCUCGAGGAAGUGGGGUACUUUGGGCCCAAGGCAGCGAACGGGGUGGCGGUCACGGGUGCGCUCGUGCUGGGGGUGGUCACGGUGACGGCGCUGGCCGUGGGGCUGGGGUUCUGGCUGGGCCGUCGCACGUCCACCGUCAAGUCCAAGGGCUAUGCCUUUAUCAACCAGGACCUACCGGGUAGCCAGCUCUACCAAUGA